AUGCCAUUCCUGUACGAAACCGAGCCCUACAACCUAUCCCCGCCCACGGCCACAUAUACCACAUCUAACCCAAACAUCAUAACAUUCCUCCUCAUAGGCCGGACAACCCUUUCGGAGCACUCACCCAGCGAGAAAAUAUCCGUAGACUAUGAAAUCGCCUAUCGCUCACCCUAUCUCCGCAACUUCCUCCCUUCACAAGCCCUAUCGUCAUCAUCAUGUACGCUACGUCACCUUCCACCCAUAACCCUGCCCUCCAUUGAUCCGGCAGCUUUCACAAUCUACAUCUCCUAUCUCGCCACCUCCCGCAUCACGCUCAGCCUGCCCUCCCAUCACUCUCUCAGCCUCUAUGCCUGCGUUGACCUUCUCUACGCGCACAUGCUCGGCACCGUGAUCCGCGCCCCACAUUUCCAAGACGCGGUUAUCGAUCACUUGACGGAAGUGCUCGAUACUGUGCAGGCGCCUGAUGUGAGGGUGUUGGAGAUGCUAUAUUUGGAGGAGGGCGUGAGUGAUGUGUUGAGGGGGUUUGUGGGGGAUGUCAUGUUUGGGUGGGAGAAAAGGAUGUUGGGGGCGCUCAGGGGAGGCGGAGGAGAAGGCGUGGGGGUUAAAACAGAGGGAUCAGGGUUGGGUAGAUGUAUGGGGUGUAAGUAUCAUGUUCAUGAAGGGGGUGUUUGUUACAAGGACUUGGAGGAAGAAGAGCGGGAUGUUGAGAUGGGGGAUGGGAAGAAGUGGUGUAUCGAAGAUGAUGAGGAGAUGAAUGCUAUGGCGGCGCAUUAUUUGGGAAAGAAGAGUAUGAAGGUAGAGGGUGUGUUGAUUCAUCUAAAGACACAGGGCUCGAGCAUGACUGUCGACCGCAAAGGUACUCGACAAGAUAUGCCUCGACCAAAGGGCCCGCAACCUAUGCGUCAAGCAGUAUCCACACACACCCGGACUGUAUCAACCAAGACAACAUCGUCGUACCAAACGGUUGAUCUGUAUCUUACUAAGCCACUACCUUCGUUACCACAACCAGAGCUGGACGAUAUCCAUUAUUUUGAUCCACAACACGUAGAGCACAAACCUACUACACUCCUCGAACGUAACUUCUCUCUUACUCCACUUCCAAAACUAACCCGUUACCCAACACCGCCGGCAUCACCACCCCGGUCUCCGUCUGUGACUGUCACGUUACACCCCAAUCCCUUCGCGCAAAAUCUUCAACCUAUCCUACCUAGAAAAUCAGCCCCGCGACCCAUAUCACCAACACUACCCCGACCUUACCACAUCGAAGCCCCCCCAAGCCUCCACUUCCCUCCGUUAAUCAAGCGUAAGCCUGCGCCAUCACGAGGUCAAGACUGGGCAAACCAAUGGGAUAGAUUAUUCGCGAUGCGGGGAAUGCAAGGAUUCGGGCAACGCAAAGUCUUCGAGGAGAGGAGCAAGAGUAGAGGAAAAUGGUUCGCUGAUAAGAUUGAGAAUAUGACUGCACGGAUAUGUGAGAGAAAGACGGGGCGGCAAACGGUUGCUGAUCAUGUGGUCUUAUCUCAAUAG
Molecule: messenger RNA, 1524 nt
Organism: Pyrenophora tritici-repentis Pt-1C-BFP
Lineage: Eukaryota; Fungi; Ascomycota; Dothideomycetes; Pleosporales; Pleosporaceae
Product: DUF1421 multi-domain protein
Source: RefSeq, a predicted model, not a curated record